AUGUCCGUUUUAACGUUACAAAUAAUUUCUUUCUUUCUUUCUUUCUUUCUUUCUUUCUUUCUUUCUUUCUUCCCGCGCGCUUCCGUGGCUUUCAAGAUUUUCCUCAUUUCUAACUUCUCGUUACACUCAACAAAACAGCUGUAUAACACAUCUAUCUAUCUAUCUAUCUAUCUAUCUAUCUAUCUAUCUAUCUAUCUAUCUCAGUCUGUUCCUAUCUAUCUAUCUAUCUAUCUAUCUAUCUAUCUAUCUCAGUCUAUUUGUAUGCAUACAUGUGUGUAUCUAUCUAUCUAUCUAUCUAUCUAUCUAUCUAUCUAUCUAUCUCAGUAUAUUUGUAUGUAUGCAUGCAUGUACGUAUGUGCGUAUCUAUCUAUCUAUCUAUCUAUCUAUCUAUCUAUCUAUCUACAAUCAGGCAUGGAAUUUUCUCUCGGCUCGAUAAACUGUUGCAUUCUGAAUGCAAGUAUCAAGAAAUGGAUCAUAUCUAUCUAUCUAUCUAUCUAUCUAUCUAUCUAUCUAUCUACGAUCAGCCACGAAAUUUUCGCUCGGCUCGAUGAACUAUUGCAUGCUCAAUGCGUCUCAAUGAUUUCAACCUCGACUGUCUUUCAUGCUUCUCAAAAUCCCUCUCUCAAAUGUUUGUUUGCAAAGCCAAACCAUGAUAAAGAAUUAAUUAUCUAUCUAUCUAUCUAUCUAUCUAUCUAUCUAUCUAUCUAUCUAUCUAUCUAUCUAUCUAUCUAUCUCACUCUUUUUCUAUCUAUCUAUCUAUCUAUCUAUCUAUCUAUCUAUCUAUCUAUCUAUCUAUCUAUCUAUCUAUAUCACUCCUUUCUUUUCUUUCUUUCUUUCUUUCUCACUCUUUUUCUAUAUAUCUAUCUCACCCCUUUUCUAUCUAUCUAUCUAUCUAUCUAUCUAUCUAUCUAUCUAUCUAUCUAUCUCACUCCUUUUCUAUCUAUCUAUCUCACUCUUUUCUUUUCUUUCUUUCUUUCUUUCUUUCUUUCUUUCUCACUCUUUUUCUAUGUCUAUCUCACUCCUUUUCUAUCUAUCUAUCUAUCUAUCUAUCUAUCUAUCUCACUCUUUUUUUUUCUUUCUUUCUUUCUUUCUUUCUUUCUUUCUUUCUUUCUUUCUUUCUCACUCCUUUUCAUUCUAUCUAUCUAUCUAUCUAUCUAUCUAUCUAUCUAUCUCAUUUUCUAUCUAUCUAUCUAUAUCACUCCUUUUUUUCUUUCUCACUCUUUUCUAUAUAUCUAUCUCACUCCCUUUCUAUCUAUCUAUCUAUCUAUCUAUCUAUCUAUCAAAGUACUGUGA
This is a messenger RNA of Acanthosepion pharaonis, 1293 nucleotides long. Lineage: Eukaryota; Metazoa; Mollusca; Cephalopoda; Sepiida; Sepiidae. The record is from the annotation of a GenBank genome assembly.